Molecule: messenger RNA, 1716 nt
Organism: Cercocebus atys (sooty mangabey)
Lineage: Eukaryota; Metazoa; Chordata; Mammalia; Primates; Cercopithecidae
Product: SH3 domain and tetratricopeptide repeat-containing protein 1-like
Molecular function (GO): protein binding
Source: RefSeq, a predicted model, not a curated record
AUGACUCAGGCAGUGGAAGCCAGUGCUGUUGCCGGAGUCCGUGCCAUCGUGGACCACCUGGUGGCUGUGGCCUGGCUGCACGUGCUUCAGGGGCAGAGCCCAGUGGCCCUGCACAUCCUGCAGUCUGUCCAGGAUGCAGUGGUGGUGAGCGAGGACCAGGAGGGUGUGAUUGCCAACAUUGGUGGCUGUGGCUCUGAAGAGGACGGGCCGGACGAGGCAGGCAGCCGAGGGCUACUACCGCACCCUACGGGUGGCUUGGGACCUCGACCAGCGGAGGAACCAGGCAGUGGUGCUGGCCAACUUCGGGGCCCUGUGCCUGCACGCAGGGAGUGUGGCCGGGACUUCACCCACGUGCUCCUGCAGCUGGGUCACCUCUGCACCCACCAGGGCCCGGCUCAGCAGGGCAAGGGCUACUACGAGUGGGCCCAUCUGGUCGCCGUGGAGAUGGGCCAUGUGGAGAAUGGGUGCCCCGGGUCGUCCUGUGCACCUUCCCGGGCCACUCGGCCUGUGCACCUGUCAUCCCACUUCACGGAGGACAUGGGGCAGGCGAUUGCCGAAAGCCGCAGAGCGGUUCAUGCAAAAGCUUGUGCAGAGUGUGCCAGGCCCCACCCACAAAUGGGGCUUGUGGGGUCCUCAGCUCCAGAAGAAAGAGGCGGCGGCGCAUGCCUGGCUGCAAGCAGGGAAGAUCUAUUACAUCCUGCGGCAGAGCGAGCUGGUGGACCUGUACAUCCAGGGGCACAGAAUGUGGCCCUGUACACAGGCGACCCCAACCUGGGGCUGGAGCUGUUUGAGGCAGCUGUAGACACCUUCUUCAAUGGGACCUGGGAGCGGGAGAAAGCCGUGUCCUUCUACUGGGACCAGGCGCUGCUCCUGGCAGUGACUACGGGGAACCGCAAGGCAGAGCUGCGGCUGUACAAGCUGGUGGCACUGCUGGCCAUGCUGGAGGAACCCCAGGAGGGCUUGGAGUUCGCCCACAUGGCCCUAGCACUCAACAUCACUCUGGGGGACCGGCUGAAUGAGUGCGUGGCCUACCACCGGCUGGCCACCCUGCACCAGCAGCUGGGCGAUGGCAAGCUGGCGGAGCACUUCUACCUCAAGGCCCUGUCGCUCUGCAACUCGCCGCUGGAGUUCGACGAGGAGACCCUCUACUACCUGAAGGUGUACCUGGUGCUCGGUGACAUCAUCUACGACCUGAAGCUGCUGCCUGGCUGGCCGACUGCAGAAGAGGAGACUCUGGUACUCCGGGAGGAGGCCCUCGGCACAGGCAGAGCCUCCAUCAUUCUCCUGCCCCCACCGGAGCAGCACUUCUGUACAACCGACAGACCCGCAUCAACACGGCACCACCACCCAGAGUCCACAGCUCACAAGAGGGCUCGGCCUGCUGCUGCUCACUCUGUGGGUUUCACAGACAUGGAACGGCAUGGAUCCCCCAUGAAAGCCCCAUCCGGAGUUGCUUCCCCACCCUACACAUCCCCCUAUGCUCCUCCCAUUCAUCCCUCCCUUCCCCAACCCCUGGCAGCCGCUGGACAUUUUACUGUCUCCACAACUUUGCCUUUUCCAGACUGUCCUGCGGUUGGACUCACACAGCAGGCAGCCUGUCCAGAUUGGAGACUCACUCAGCAACAUGCGUUUAAGAUCCGUGUCUUUUCAUGGCUUAGUGGUCCAGUUCUUUUAAGUGCUGAAUAAUAUCCCAGUUUCUGAUGUAACACAGUUUAU